AUGGCUUCUUUGAGCAGAGGCAAAAAAAUGGUGGAUAUAUGCAAUAACAUAAACAAUACUGAAACUGAAAAUAAAAAGCAAACAGAAGCCUAUGUAAAUUGUGUAGAGCAUAAUGUCAGUAUUACUCAUGGGUUCACUGAGAAUGUUAUUGUCGAUGAUCAUGCAGGGGAGUUAGUAAAUAAGGGAUCAAUACGUUUCAAAAAACAAUCCAUGGUCCAAAAUGAAAAAGACUUCUUGGGGAAUCUUUACCUGUCAACGACUGGGGAUAUUAAUCAAUUAAUUUUUUGCAAUGAUGAUGAGGCUGGUUCAAGUAACAUUUCGGGACAGCAAAAAGUUUACCUUGAUUUGGACCAUCAACAGAGUACUGUCUAUGAUGAAGACCAACACACUCAACUAGUACAAGACAUGAAAAUAGCUGAAAGUUUUGGUCAAGAAACUGACGAAGAUUAUAACCCUGAACAGGAGAGUAUUUUCUCUGAUGAAGAAGUUUUCCAUCAAAUACAGAGUUCUAGCUCUAAAAUACGAAAUAGAUCGAAGGAACCACAUUUAGAACAAAAUGUAAUCCAAGCUACACCUACUGACAGAAACUUUUCCAAAAAAAGAAGAAUAGAAAGAUAUAAAAAUCGAAAUGCUGGGAAGAGCUAUGAAACUCUUGACGGAAAAGUAAAAUCGGCAAGGGCAAUGACAGCUUUGACAGUUUGCCGCGCCAAGUGCAUGGAACGUAUCCCCCCUGAGAUCCAGGAAGUUAUUUUUAAAGAAUAUUGGAGCCUCGGAAGUCGAGAUGAAAGAACGAAAUUCGUUGAUAAUUUAGUUCAAUCAACUGAGACUAAAGUUAUUCGGAAACGAACCGAUGAUCCUGACAAAAAAACUUUAGGAGCUACUGGAAAAAAGAAAAAGUUUCAAGUGGUGAAAUUAAACCACAAAGAUUUCGUAAACUAUUCCAACCUAUGUAAAAGCCAUCUUAAACUAAAACAAAAAGAUAGCAAUGGUAACUCCUUCAAGUGGAGAAAGCUGCGGUGGCUAAGGUACCGUCAAGGAUUUCCAAAAAAUAUUUUUUUCAAGUUUUCACUAGACGAAAGGGAAGAAUUUCGAUGUAUGAAUUUAGAAGGAAGGACAUCACAAGAUACACCCUUAAAUCCGCUACCUUGCUACAGUAGUAAUUUAUAA
Psylliodes chrysocephalus is the source of this 1167-nucleotide messenger RNA. NCBI's taxonomy places the organism in Eukaryota, Metazoa, Arthropoda, Insecta, Coleoptera, Chrysomelidae. The record is from the annotation of a GenBank genome assembly.